AAUACCUCCAGCGGAAGAAGAAAGCAUCAACAAGAGACGCGAAAGUUUACCCGCAGCGACACUUCUCUUUCGAUCUUUCCACGGACAGGAAUGGGGCCCGCAGCGGGGAGGUGCGCUUCACGAGGACUCCUCUUCAUCUUCCUCGCGGCCACCGUGUAUUUUCGAUGGGUUGAGGCCCAUCACUGUAUUUGGUACGGCGAGUGUGGGGACAGCCCGGUCCCUGGGAAAAAAUUCAACUGUAACUACACGGGCCCCCCCCUGCCGCUGGAGCCUGAGGCUUAUGAUCUUCUCACGGAGCUGUGUCCCGGAUAUGACUAUGGAAAUCGAAGUCUGUGCUGCAACGCCAACCAGCUGCGUACGCUGAAGGGAAGCCUCCAGCUUCCACUCCAGUUCCUGUCUAGGUGUCCCGCCUGUUUCUAUAACCUGAUGAACCUCUUCUGCGAGCUCACCUGCAGCCCUCACCAGAGCCAGUUUACGAAGGCCACAAAGUUUAACGACUCCAAUGUGAUGGAAGUGCAAUAUUACAUUGGAAAAACGUUCGCCAGCGCCAUGUACAAUGCCUGCAGCGACGUUCAGGCCCCUUCCAGUAACGUCAAGGCCUUAUCGCUGCUGUGUGGCAAAGUUGCUCAAGAGUGCAAUGCAACCAACUGGAUCCAGUACAUGUUCAGCACCAGCAACGGGCAGGCUCCGUUUCCUAUCAACCCUAUAUUCUCUGACGUGGAGGUGUCUGGCUUCACCCCCAUGAACAAUAAGACGUACGCCUGCACCGAGGGUCUGGAGGACGGUUCUGGCCCCUGCUCCUGUCAGGACUGCACCAACGCCUGUGGCCCCAAACCCAUCCCUCCUGUUGUCCCUCCUCCCUGGACGAUCUUUGGUGUCGAUGCCAUGAAUGUCAUCAUGUGGUUCUCGUAUUUGUCUUUCCUGCUCGUCUUCCUCGGAGCUGUACUUGGAGCUUGGUGUUACAGGAGAAGAACCGUCAUGUCAGAGUAUGGCCCCAUUUUGGACAGCAACAACCCGCUCUCUUUGAACAGCGAUGAUCUGGGUCAAGCGAGCCCAUCGUGUUGUGAAACUCUGGGAGAACGUUUUGAGAAUUUCCUGCGGGUCUUGUUCAGCUCCUGGGGGUCCUUCUGUGUGCGGAACCCAUUUGUGGUCAUACUGGGCAGUCUGCUCCUGGUGGUGGCUUUCUCUUACGGCCUGCGAUACAUGCGCAUCACCACAGACCCGGUGGAGCUGUGGUCGUCUCCCGCUAGCCAGGCUCGGCAGGAGAAGGACUACUUUGACAGCCACUUCGGGCCUUUCUUUAGAACGGCGCAGCUCAUCAUAACCACUUCAACGAAAAACAAUUUCACAUAUUCUCCAUACUUUGGUGGUUCAAAUGUUCCAUUCAAACCCAUCUUUGACAAAGAGCUCUUGCAUCAGGUUCUGGACCUUCAGCUCGCCAUCCAAAGCCUCGUAGCCACAUAUGAAGGUCAAAAUGUCACGCUGAAGGACAUCUGCGUGGCCCCGCUGGCUCCGUACAACAACAACUGCACCAUCUUGAGUAUCCUCAACUACUUCCAGAACAGCCACUCUGUGCUGGAUCACAUCGCCGGAGACGAAUUUUUCACCUACGCAGAUUUUCACAGCCACUUCCUCUACUGUGUCAGCGCACCAGCAUCUCUGAACGACACCACUCUCCUCCAUGACCCCUGCCUGGGCACCUUUGGGGGCCCCGUCUUCCCCUGGCUGGCACUCGGUGGUUAUGAUGACACAAACUACAACAACGCCACGGCUCUCGUGAUCACCUUUCCUCUCAACAACUACCUGAACGACUCCGUGCGAUUGGGCAAAGUCCUGGCAUGGGAAAAGGAAUUCAUCGGCUUCAUGAAGAACUUCUCCAACUCCAACCUGACGGUGGCUUUCAGCGCCGAGAGGAGCGUAGAAGAUGAGAUCAACAGGGAGAGCAACAGCGACAUCAACACCAUCCUGAUCAGCUACAUCAUCAUGUUUGUCUACAUCUCGCUGGCUCUGGGUCACAUCCACAGCUUCAGCAUGUUCCUGGUGGACUCUAAAAUCUCUCUGGGCAUAGCCGGCAUCCUGAUCGUCUUGAGUUCGGUGUCCUCCUCUCUGGGGAUCUUCAGCUACUUCGGCAUCCCGCUCACACUCAUCGUGAUCGAGGUCAUUCCCUUCCUUGUGCUCGCCGUUGGAGUCGACAACAUCUUCAUUAUAGUCCAAACGUUGCAGAGGGACGACCGGAUGCCAAACGAAGAGCUUCACCAGCAGAUCGGUCGCAUUCUUGGAGACGUGGCUCCCAGCAUGUUCCUCUCCUCUUUGUCGGAGACCGUGGCCUUUUUUCUCGGCGCUCUGUCCAUCAUGCCUGCAGUCAGGACCUUCUCGCUGUUUGCUGGUUUGGCCAUUUUCAUUGAUUUCCUGUUGCAGAUCAGUUGCUUCGUCAGCUUGUUGGGACUGGAUGCCAAACGGCAGGAGCGGAAUCGCCUGGACAUCUGCUGCUGUGUGAAAUUGCCAGAAAGCCAACAAAUCAAGUCUGACGGCAUCCUGUUUCGCUUUUUCAAAAAAAUAUACGCACCAGUCAUCCUCCAAGAGUGGGUCCGACCGAUCAUCGUGGCAGUGUUUGUGGGAAUGCUGUCCUUCAGCAUUGCUGCAGUCAAUAAGGUGCAAAUUGGGCUGGACCAGAAGUUAUCCAUGCCUGACGACUCCUAUGUUCUGGACUACUUCAAGAACUUAAGCGAGUAUCUUCACACUGGAGCUCCCGUGUACUUUGUGGUGGAGGACGGUCUGAAUUAUACCAGUCUGGACGGCCAGAACGUUGUGUGCGGAGGAGUGGGAUGUAACAACAACUCCCUGGUCCAACAAGUCUACACCGCCUCUCUUAUCAGCAACUACACAACCAUCGCCUACACGCCGUCCUCCUGGCUGGACGACUACUUUGACUGGAUUAAGCCGCAGUCGACCUGCUGCCGAUUUUACAACUCCACCGGAGAAUUCUGCAACGCCUCAGUGAUAAACCCGUCCUGCGUGUCUUGUCGACCCAUGACUCCUGCUGGGAAGGAGAGGCCCGUAGGAGAAGAGUUCAUGCGGUUUUUACCCAUGUUCUUGUCUGACAAUCCAAACCCCAAGUGUGGAAAAGGUGGUCAUGCAGCUUAUGCCACAGCAGUGGACCUGAAACCCAACGACGGCGGCGUGGGAGCCACGUACUUCAUGACCUACCACACCAUCCUGAAGGACUCUCCAGACUUCAUCAAUGCCCUGAAAAUGGGUCGAGUCCUGGCAGAAAACAUCAGUCAGUCCAUCAACCACAAGGCUUUUGCCUACAGCGUCUUCUACGUGUUCUACGAGCAGUACCUCACCAUCGCCUACGACACGGCGCUGAACCUCGGCGUGUCGCUGGCCGCCAUAUUCGUGGUGACCACGGUGCUGUUGGGCUUCGAGGUGUGGUCCGCUCUGAUGGUCAGCAUCACGAUCGCCAUGAUCCUGGUGAACAUGUUCGGGGUCAUGUGGCUCUGGGACAUCAGCCUCAACGCAGUGUCUCUGGUGAACUUGGUGAUGAGCUGCGGCAUCUCCGUGGAGUUCUGCAGUCACAUCGUUCGGGCCUUUUCCAUCAGCACCAAGAGGAGCAGAGUGGAGCGAGCGGAGGAGGCGCUGGCUCACAUGGGCAGCUCUGUUUUCAGUGGAAUCACAUUAACUAAAUUUGGAGGCAUCGUAGUCUUGGCAUUUUCCAAGUCGCAGAUCUUCCAGGUCUUCUACUUCAGGAUGUACUUGGCUAUCGUGCUGCUGGGGGCGGCGCACGGCCUCAUCUUCCUCCCCGUCUUACUCAGCUAUAUAGGUCCGUCGCCGAACAAAGCCAAGGUUUUAGCCACUAACAAGCGCUACGCCGGCACCGAGAGAGAACGCCUCCUCAACUACUAGCAGCUGGUUAACAGGAGAAACCAUGAACUCACUGUCUGUCUUAGAGGGACUGUGUGGGUUGCCGAAAACUCCCUUAUCAUCCUCAUCGCAACUACAAAACACCGUCUAACUCAGGAUCCGGGGAAGGGAAGUCUUUCUGCUCACUAACCAAUCUAAAGACUCUGGACCCCCCCAGCAGCCCUCCUCUUCCUCACACUACAGGACAAGCUUGACUUCAGUGCCUGAAGCCCGGGCCAUGCGGAACUGUGGGGAGUCGACGGGGAAGUGUGCGACACCCCCACCCCCCACCCCCCCACCCCCCGCCCCCAAUCCAGCAUCCGCUAUCCAAAAGUUUGUAGGAGCUUAUGGGCUUGAGAAAAGGGUAAAACUGGUCAGUUUUUAUAGAAAUAUGCUUCGAGCAUAAACAUUUGAAUUUCUAAAGCUUUCCUUUUGUUAUAACUUUGAUAUGAAGAACAGUUUGAGCGAGAUGCAGCUGCAAGCAAAGGAGCAUCACAGAGCCCUCAAACACCCCAUUUUUCCCAUUUUUUUUAUAUUCAAGAGCUGCUUAUGCUUUUCCUUUUACUAAUAGAUUUAAAAGAAACCUUUUAAAAGUUAUUCAGGAGUGUACUUGCAUCCAUGCUUUGUGGAUAUAACUCGUCGAUUCAUUCCGGAGCGUCUCGUGUUUGCAGCAGGACUGGACUGUUAGUGUGUUAGGAGUUUUGUUAAAAACCAAGUUUUCUAGUUACUGAAUUUACCCGGAGAGACGAAACUUUACAGAAGAAACCUCAGACAAAUGUGUUUAUAGUUCAAAACUGUCAAAUUAAGUUCAUAAUACUGAAGUCCUCUAAGUUAUUCUAUUUUAGACUUAAACAUUUUGUUGUUAAAUAAUUCUUUAAGCCAAAUUGGAAAAUAAAUGUGGCUCCGCCCAUAAAGCGUCUCUCAAACUGUGAUUGAUGGAAAUAAGUUUAUGUCCAUGUGGGUCUCUGACUUGAAAUCUACUCUUUACUUGUACUUUUAGGUUAAGACGUAAACUGUUUCUUUUUUGAUGCAUUCUUCAAAGAUUUAACAAACGAAGAGUUUAAACUUGAUGUAAAAAAACAAAACAAACUGUGCUUCUUGCAGUGCUGUGCAUUGACAUCAAAGAAACAUACAGAUGUGGGAAAAAACAAGAGCAAAUAUUUAGUUUUUAACAAUUUUAACGCAAUAAAAAAGAUUCAAAAAGCAAA
This is a messenger RNA of Oryzias latipes (Japanese medaka), 5111 nucleotides long. RefSeq names its product Niemann-Pick disease, type C1 (gene npc1). The record is from RefSeq and is a predicted model, not a curated record. Gene Ontology annotation, cellular component: plasma membrane. Gene Ontology annotation, molecular function: lipid carrier activity; cholesterol binding. NCBI's taxonomy places the organism in Eukaryota, Metazoa, Chordata, Actinopteri, Beloniformes, Adrianichthyidae. Gene Ontology annotation, biological process: cholesterol homeostasis; intestinal cholesterol absorption; sterol transport.